This is a messenger RNA of Diabrotica balteata, 874 nucleotides long. The record is from the annotation of a GenBank genome assembly. Lineage: Eukaryota; Metazoa; Arthropoda; Insecta; Coleoptera; Chrysomelidae.
CAACAACGAAGUGGAGUAAUUUGUAGUGCUGUGAAAAUUAUCUGAAACAUUUUGGGACGCAAGGUAACUAAAAAGGAUAAAUUAUUAUCACACAAUCAUUGCUAAUUAAUUCCAAACUCGAAGUUAUAACAACAAUAUAAAAAUGGCGAUGAUACUUCCUGAGUUAUAUGCAAAACUAUCCACCAAUAAUGUAAACAUUACAAAGUCUCUUCUAAAGAAAUACAAAAAUUUAUUAAAUUUCAAAAAGAAUCCAUCAAUUCUAGAAUUCGGCUUCGCUAGUGGUGAGAAUUCAAAACAGACUCUACAGCCUCUACUUCCUCAUGAUUAUAAGGAGUUUGUAGCGGUGGAUAUCUCUGAACCUAUGGUGGAACGAGCUCGAAAAAACGCAAAUAUUCCAAGAAGCAAAUUUUAUUGUUUAGAUACGUCAUCACCGGACUUACCAGAUUUGUUCCAAAAUCGAUUCGAUAAUGUAUUUAGUAUUAUGACAAUUCAUUUAAUAAAUAAUCCAAAACAGACGUUUAAAAACACAUUUAGAAUGCUCAACGAUGGUGGUGAAACCUUCCAAACCUUUUUUAAACACACUCCCUGCGACGAAGUAUUCCUAAAAUUGAGCAGAGCAUCCAAGUGGGGAAAGGCACAAUAUAACCAAAAAAAGAUGUUGCAUCCUUAUUACGAUAAACCAGAACCUAAAGAAUAUAUUACAGCAGAUCUAAAAGCAGCUGGUUUCCAGAAUAUUAAAUAUAUGGAGGAAGAUAUGCCAUAUAAUUUUGAAAGUGAAGAAAGUUUAAAAGACUACCUGAGUCACAAGUGGCAAGGUCAUUGUCUAGCGGUUGUUUUGUUAUUGGAAGAAGAAGAAGAAGGCGGAAGAAGUUGA